ACAGCCCGCUUAUAAGCCGCUUAAGCCUCCCCAAUAAACUCCAGCCAUAGACCAAAAUGCUCACCAAAAGCCUCUACGAGUCACGUUGGGCACCCCAGAACAACACUCCUCAAUCAACCACGCCAUCACCAUCUUCCGCUCAAGAACUCGCGCGUUUCUUGAAGAUCGUUUCGCGACUGAAAUGGAAACUACCAUUUCUAUCCGAAGGAUACCGCCUGGCCACGGCCCGCUUCGAUAUGUCGCCCUCCGACGUUGCCUAUGCGGAGAUCAUGUUUAAGAUCGAUUUCCACGAAUAUUACGCACUACUUGAGCGCGCGAUAGUACAUUUACUUGCCGUUUGGGGCAUUACCGUACCCAACCCCCGUUACAAAGUGACCGAUCCCCAAAAUUCUACCAAAGGCAACGUUUCGAGUGAUCGGUGGUCCGCGACACACAGAUACCACGCCACUGUCCUGGAAACGCUGGAAAGAGAAUCGUGCCCUCUAUACCCCGCGUUAGGUAGCGGAUCAGUCCGCGAUCAGCUACGGCGAGCCAAGCAGCUUCGCAAUCGGUGGAAGACCGCGGACUCGCCCGAGGAAGACGAACAGCAUAGAUCCGCUGCCUUCUCUGGGACGUCGGGGAACAACAACGUACCUUUAGAGAGCUACGAUCUAGAAGGAAUGAUAACAAGCAUCUUCAGCGGCUUGGAGCAGGGGCAUGCUUUGGCCCAGCAGCAUGUUUCUAGAGACAAUCCCGAGAUGGAGAUUGAGACCUCCGUCGCCGGUGACACUCGUGCCGAUUGGGAUUUCAUUGUUGAUGCGAUGGAUUGGGAGGCCCAAGAGAUAAUCCGGCAUGUCCUAUUGAAAAAGUACACUAGAGAAAGCGGAGAGUUGGGAUGGCAGACAACAGCAAAAGAAGCGCUGUUAACUCUGAAACGCCAGGCUUUGAACCGCGGAAGCGAGGGAAAUACACCCAAGUCGCUUGGCAAUAAUGAAUGCAAGCGCCGAAAGUUGAAAUGCAGUGGAGGGGAUGUAUGCAAGCGAUGCGUAUCAAAUGAAAUUUCUUGUGUAUACGCCGCUCAUCCCCGACCACCUGCAAGCGAGGAAAAUCAAUCUGCAGAUAAUUAUAGCUCAUCGUGGAAACUGAAAUCUCUGGAAAGCCGCAUGUCGGCUAUGCAGAAGCAGCUAGAUCUCAUGUCCACUGAGAUUGGAAUCCUGCGAAGAAGAUCCUUGCCAUUCCAGCGACAUGCCCAGGCGACAAUUGAACCCAACAAGCCUACUGAUCUCCGGUGGGCGACGCGGGCUCCAGUGUCACCUAGCUAUGUCGGACCGACGAGCAGUGAAUUCGGUCUCAAUGUUCCGGAUGAUGAUGUACCGGAUAUAGACGAAACGGAAAAUUCAGAAAUUGUGCAGCCAUCUUCGUCAAAUAGCCCGUAUGUACCACCUAUACUGCCAGAAGAAGGAAGAAAAAGAGCAAGUAUCUCAACAAGCAAUCCUCUACUCUCUCUCGGCGAGGCCGAUGCUCUACGGCUUGUCGACGUGUACGAGGAGGCUGUUGGACUAAUGUAUCCCGUUGUUGAUCUCAAAAGUAUUCGGGAAUACAUUAUUGACUACUAUAGUCAGCACUCGAAUGAUUCCGCUAAUGAUAUUUGCCCUCCUCAGAACGGUAAUGAGGUAUGGUGGUUCUCUGCGCGUGAUACCGAGGUCUUGAAAAUUGUACUUGCUCUGGCUUUGAUAUCCGAAUCACCAGGUCAAAGCGAACUGGGAAAUAUACUGGCUUCCAGUGUUGAAGACACGUUCGCCCAAACCAGAACGCAGGUGCCUGAAGUCGAUAUGAAGGAGUUGAUCAUCCUCGCAUUGGUGGCUCUGUAUCACUCACUUCGUGAUGACGAUAUUUUAGCAUGGCGUACCAUCGGUUUGGCCACUCGAGGUGCCAUACAAAUGGGCCUACAUCGAUGCGAUACGUGGCUACGGACGGGAGGCAUUUUCCCCGGCGAUCUGGAACGCUCUUGGGCAAUUAAUCUCUUCUGGUGCAUCUACGUUUUUGACAAGGAGUUCUCUUUCGAAACCGGUUUACCAUUUUCCAUGCGGGAUUCUGACAUGGAUCCUACUCUGCCUGUGCCGACCGAAUACCACACAUACCUAGAGUGCAUGAUUUCAUAUUGCCGUGUUGGCGGCAAGAUAAUGGAUCUGAUGAUUGGUUGGGGCAGUACAGCCAGAGCGGUAGGAUCUGAUAAUGAGUCCUUUCUGAAUUUCCAGAUACAACAAUGGCAAGAAUCUAUACCUUCCGAGUUCCGCCUUGAGGACCUCCGGAGUGACAGGACUCCUACGAUGAGAGACUCUCGCCUAGCAACACCACGGAUCCUCUUACAUUUACGCGCAAACCAGAUGAGAAUACUAGUGUACAAACAGAAUCUCCUCAGUGCGGAGUCGAUUAGAAACAACCUUACAGGCGCAAAUAUCGCCGUGACAAAUGCCAGGAACACGAUACACACAUUAAGCAAACUACGCUAUGUUUCGGCAAUCUAUUUUCAACGACCACAGCCAUUCGACCGAUUCCUCUUCUCGGCGCUAGCAACUUUGUUCCUGGCCAUGUUCCAUUCGCCAGAUUAUUUUGUGAAUGUGUGUCGCGACAGCUUUUCUGAGGCACUGAAUGCACUAAAACGAUCAUCUAUCCGCGGGAGACAUUCUCGACGACUUCGCAAAGUGAUGAAGAACCUCAAACGACUCGGCAUUAACCGACCCCCUAGUGGAAAUAGACAAUCUCAUCCUUCAGCAGCACCACCACCACCACCACGCCAUGCCAAUCAACACCACGCUACAAAUGUAAUCGAAUCUGAAACGAUGUCAAACGCACAAGCCGCCGGUAUGGAUCCUUCAGUUUAUUCAGUUCCUCCAUCACUAGUCAAUGAGACUACGCCAGACGACUACAGUGACCUGACCAACUUUUUUGAGUUUGCUGGUGAUUUCUUCAUGGACCCGCAACCCAGUCUUCGCGGCGAUGUUGAUCAAGCUAAUGUUAUGUCGAAUGAGUUGACGCACCAAUUCCAGAAUUCGAUUGAUAUGUUCCAGGGGGGAGAUGAGACGUUGACUAGGUUGAUGAUGGGACUGUUAUGAUAGCGAUAGAAGCAUUCCGGUUGCGGCUCUUGUUCUCGCGGGAGCUUCUCAACUGUUGUAUACGAAAGCAAGCAACUUUUAAGGCUAAAGCUACUUUUGUUUGCCGAUGCAAUGCCUGGCAUCUACCUGAGGUAUUUGGGCCAUGAUAGAUCCAAGCAUGUUCAAAUUUCCACGUACAGUAGAACCUGGUUAUAACGAACAGAAGG
Talaromyces stipitatus ATCC 10500 is the source of this 3301-nucleotide messenger RNA. Its product is annotated as fungal specific transcription factor, putative. Bases 57 to 3095 code for a protein of 1012 amino acids. Gene Ontology annotation, cellular component: nucleus. The transcript has 6 exons. Gene Ontology annotation, biological process: positive regulation of transcription from RNA polymerase II promoter by galactose; DNA-templated transcription. The record is from RefSeq and is a predicted model, not a curated record. Lineage: Eukaryota; Fungi; Ascomycota; Eurotiomycetes; Eurotiales; Trichocomaceae. Gene Ontology annotation, molecular function: zinc ion binding; RNA polymerase II cis-regulatory region sequence-specific DNA binding; DNA-binding transcription factor activity, RNA polymerase II-specific.